GGCUUGCAGGCAGCUCAGUGUCUCCACCCAUCCUCACAUUUAUAUAGUGUUUUGUCAGUAAGAGCUCACUGUCUUCAUGAUGAUCAUCAUCUCUCUGCUCCUGCUGGCCUCUCUGCUGCCACACCUGACCUUCACCGCUCGUGUGAAUGUGGGUAUAGUGAAUGGCAAAGAAGCAAAACCCCACUCCAGACCUUACAUGGUUUCUCUUCAGAAUCGUUUUAAACAUACCUGUGGUGGAUUCCUCAUCUCUGAUGAGUUUGUCAUGACUGCUGCUCAUUGCUGGAAAGGAUAUCCAGAGAUUCUGACGGUUGUGGUUGGUGCUCAUGACUUCAGGAAGAGUGAGGAUUCAUACCGUGUCGAAGUGAAGUCUUACAUCUCACAUCCACACUAUACAUUCUGUUCGCGUCAGAAUGACAUCAUGCUUUUGAGGCUACAGGAAAAGGUCAAACCAAAUAACUAUGUUAACUGGAUAUCAUUACCGAAGGAAGGAGAUGUUAGUGGAGGCACUCUCUGUAGUGUUGCAGGCUGGGGAAGAAAGGAGAUUAAUGACAUAUUGAGCAAUCGGCUACUGGAGGCAAACACGACUACAGAAAACCACGAAGAGUGUCAACGUAAAUGGGAAUCCAAGUUUUUGGCCUCGCAGAUGAUCUGUGCACAUGGUCGUGGAGGAUCCUGCAGAGGAGAUUCAGGAGGUCCUUUGGUUUGUGGAAACACUGCAGUUGGUGUGACAUGUUUUGGGUCCAGAAUAAAAUGCAAUUCAGCUGUGCAUCCUAAUGUCUAUACUAAGAUUUCAGCAUAUCUUCCAUGGAUUCACCAAAUUAUUAGAAAUAUUAAGUGAAUUAAUAAAAAAAUUAAAGGAAGAUUUUAUUUUUUUUUAAUUAUUGUGAAAAUCUCUCAAUAAAAAUGUCAAAUGGCAAUCAAUCAGUUGAAG
Molecule: messenger RNA, 931 nt
Organism: Carassius auratus (goldfish)
Lineage: Eukaryota; Metazoa; Chordata; Actinopteri; Cypriniformes; Cyprinidae
Product: mast cell protease 4-like
Exons: 5
Coding region: 77-838 (253 amino acids)
Biological process (GO): proteolysis
Molecular function (GO): serine-type endopeptidase activity
Source: RefSeq, a predicted model, not a curated record